AUGCAUGCUCCUUUGAUAUUGACUUCGCUGCUCAACUUGCUCGUCUUGACGCCCUUGGCGAUGUCGGCAAAUUCGGCACCUGCCCUAUUUGACAGCUCGCCAAAAGGUCAAGGCGAAUGGAAGCGCUUUUGCUCUCCCUCGUCUGCUACAUCAGCGACCGAGUUGCCUCCAUUCGCAUGCUUCACCAUCUACGACGACAUCACGACCUCUGCCCACUCAGGGACGAAUCAAAAGCUCGGCUACGCAUCUGCUUCGGGACAAGACUGUGUCGUGGUGUCUCCAAAGAGGGGCGAGGAUAGCAAGGUCGAGUUUUCCGCCAGCGGCUUCUGGUUUCAGAUCUUGUUCUCAGAUAGUACUAGAUGUGCCAAGGUGGCGGUGUGGGCUCCGGUGAGGGCAGCGACUAGGAGUAAGAAGGAGGGAGAAGAGACAGCGCUAGAGCCUUUCAUGCGGGGUGUCAAUUGCCGGACUGGGCAGGGAGAGGAGCCUCAGAUCUUUCGAAUCACCAUUUGA
This is a messenger RNA of Ustilago hordei, 510 nucleotides long. RefSeq lists its product as uncharacterized. NCBI's taxonomy places the organism in Eukaryota, Fungi, Basidiomycota, Ustilaginomycetes, Ustilaginales, Ustilaginaceae. The coding region runs from base 1 to 510 and encodes 169 amino acids. The transcript has 2 exons. The record is from RefSeq and is a predicted model, not a curated record.